CAUCAUCACAGAAAAGAAUGAAGUACAAUGUCAAAUAAUAAUAUACGUUGUUACAGCGUUAAACAUAUGCAAUUAAUUACAUGCACUGGUUACUGCAUACAUUUUCAAAAAGGAGAACACUUUAACCUUUUUAAUUGUGAAGUUGUGUGUGGCAUAUGCAAUGCCUCUAUGAUCCCACUACUUAUUUAUUUAUUUUUUCUUCUGCAGAUCAGGUUUCUUGUUUUGGUACCAUGAGUUGGAACUUCUUGACUAGAUUGCUUGAUGAGAUCUCCAACCAUUCCACUUUUGUGGGAAAGAUCUGGCUCACACUCCUCAUUAUCUUCCGAAUUGUUCUGACAGUGGUGGGCGGUGAGAAAAUCUAUCAAGAUGAACAGGACAAGUUCGUAUGCAAUACUGCACAACCCGGUUGUAAUAAUGUAUGCUAUGAUGCAUUUGCCCCUCUAUCACACAUCCGAUUCUGGGUCUUUCAAAUCAUUAUGAUCACCACACCGUCCAUUAUAUACCUCGGCUUUGCCAUGCACAAAAUUGCUCGAAUGGCUGAUGACGAAUACCGACCACGUAAGCACAAACUUUCUAUGGUUCAUCGAGGACUGAGUCGUGGCUAUGACGAGGCUGAUGAAGUUCCCAUGAUCUUGGAGGAGACUGUGCCCUCUGAAAAGGAUAGUAAAGCGGUAGCUGCAGCCAAGUCUGCCCCUGCAUCCAAUGCUACGUCUACGAAGCAUGACGGCCGUCGUCGAAUCAAGAAAGAUGGUCUUUUGAAGGUGUAUGUGCUACAGUUGAUCUCUCGUGUUGCGUUUGAGAUGGCCUUCCUUUUUGGCCAGUAUGUUUUGUAUGGUUUUGAAGUUGCGCCAUCCUACAUUUGCACCCGAAGCCCAUGCCCACACACCGUGGACUGCUUUGUCUCACGUCCCACUGAAAAGACCAUCUUCCUGGUCCUCAUGUAUGUUGUCAGUAUACUCUGCCUGGUGCUGACUGUGCUGGAAAUCCUUCAUCUGGCAAUUGGUGGUGUGAGGGACACUCUCCGUAGUCGAUCGGCUCGGAGGCUUCCCAUACACAGGUCAUCCACAUCCACUAUCUGUCACCGCCUUGCUAGUGCACCCCCGGGAUAUCAGGCUGUCCUGAAAAAGGACUCCACUAGCAAGCUUAAGGCUGAGGUCCUGGGAGAGUCGGGACGGGAGUCAUUGGGUGAUGACAACACUGGUCGUGAUCUAGAGCGUCUACGGAGACACCUGAAAAUGGCACAGCGACAUCUGGAACAGGCCUACCACUCUGAGGAUGUGGGGGCUUCACAUAGCAGCGGUCCAGACUCUAACAGCGCUGCCGUUGAGCAAAACCGACUCAACCUAGCUCAGGAGGGCUAUGUCAGCUCUAAGGAAAAAGAGGGUCAUGCUUGAAGAGACUAAUGCCUUUCCAUCAAACAAACCAACUCCAGGCUGAGAUGCAAAUUUUGGUGGGCAGUUGUUGACAAGAUUUUGUGUGUUUUUCCUGUUCAUCUGGCAUUGAAUGGAUAAACUCAAAGCUCAGAAACAAAUAAUGGAAAGCAAUUAUUGACAAGAUUUUGUGUGCUCCUCUAAAUGCAUAUCAGAAGAAGUGUUACUUCGAGUAUUAAAACCAUAGCUGCCAAAUUUAAAGACUAGAGAAACACCAGCUCUUAAAAUCCACACUACUGUACCUUUCUUUAUAAAGAAAUUAUAUUUGCUCAUAUUGAAAGAACAGCAUGACAACAAAGACACAUUCCCUGUGUUGUUGGAGAUAUUUAUAAGUAUUGUUCAUUAUUAUCAGUUUUAGCAAAUCAGUAUUAAUUGAAGCAUUUAGCCAAAAUUCACAGACCAUCGAGUUCAGAUUAUUAUAAUGAAAUGAAAGAUGUGUCUUCGUCCGAAAAACAGAAGUGCUUGUGUUUUAUGUUAUGUUGGUUUUUGAUUGGAGUACAGUCUUCCUGUGUGGUCUAAUAUUUUUGGAACAUUGUCCUAUAUGUAAAUAUCGUAGGUUGAGAGAAACCCUUUCAAUUAGAAGCAAUAAAGGUGUUCUUUUUUCUUGUUGAUAUGCAUUUUGAGGAUUUUGCAUGUAGAACUUUUGAAUUAAAUUAUUAUUGCAACGCAUCUGACCAGAUUUUGAAAAAAAAAACAA
Molecule: messenger RNA, 2127 nt
Organism: Sinocyclocheilus anshuiensis
Lineage: Eukaryota; Metazoa; Chordata; Actinopteri; Cypriniformes; Cyprinidae
Product: gap junction gamma-1 protein-like
Exons: 2
Coding region: 156-1394 (412 amino acids)
Biological process (GO): cell-cell signaling
Cellular component (GO): connexin complex
Molecular function (GO): gap junction channel activity
Source: RefSeq, a predicted model, not a curated record